AUGACUAAAGGGCAAGACAAUGGGCAACACCCCAAAGCUCCCAAAUCCGAACCCCCACAAAAAACGAAUAUAGCUGUGCCUCUGCCGGUCCAGGGUCCCUGUACAACUGGCGCCUCAAAAUACCCACCAUCACCCCCACCACAGCCCCAUCUUCAACCCCAACCCCCACCACAGCCCCAUCUGUGCCUCUGCCGGUCCAGGGUCCCUGUACAACUGGCGUCUCAAAAUACCCACCAUCACCCCCACCACAGCCCCAUCUGUGCCUCUGCCGGUCCAGGCUCCCUGUACAACUGGCGCCUCAAAAUACCCACCAUCACCCCCACCACAGCCCCAUCUGUGCCUCUGCCGGUCCAGGGUCCCUGUACAACUGGCGCCUCAAAAUACCCACCAUCACCCCCACCACAGCCCCAUCUUCAACCCCAACCCCCACCACAGCCCCAUCUGUGCCUCUGCCGGUCCAGGGUCCCUGUACAACUGGCGUCUCAAAAUACCCACCAUCACCCCCACCACAGCCCCAUCUGUGCCUCUGCCGGUCCAGGCUCCCUGUACAACUGGCGCCUCAAAAUACCCACCAUCACCCCCACCACAGCCCCAUCUGUGCCUCUGCCGUCCAGGGUCCCUGUACAACUGGCGCCUCAAAAUACCCACCAUCACCCCCACCACAGCCCCAUCUGUGCCUCUGCCGGUCCAGGCUCCCUGUACAACUGGCGCCUCAAAAUACCCACCAUCACCCCCACCACAGCCCCAUCUGUGCCUCUGCCGGUCCAGGGUCCCUGUACAACUGGCGCCUCAAAAUACCCACCAUCACCCCCACCACAGCCCCAUCUGUGCCUCUGCCGGUCCAGGCUCCCUGUACAACUGGCGCCUCAAAAUACCCACCAACACCCCCACCACAGCCCCAUCUGUGCCUCUGCCGGUCCAGGGUCCCUGUACAACUGGCGCCUCAAAAUACCCACCAUCACCCCCACCACAGCCCCAUCUGUGCCUCUGCCGGUCCAGGCUCCCUGUACAACUGGCGCCAAAAUACCCACCAUCACCCCCACCACAGCCCCAUCUGUGCCUCUGCCGGUCCAGGGUCCCUGUACAACUGGCGCCUCAAAAUACCCACCAUCACCCCCACCACAGCCCCAUCUGUGCCUCUGCCGGUCCAGGGUCCCUGUACAACUGGCGCCUCAAAAUACCCACCAUCACCCCCACCACAGCCCCAUCUGUGCCUCUGCCGGUCCAGGGUCCCUGUACAACUGGCGCCUCAAAAUACCCACCAUCACCCCCACCACAGCCCCAUCUGUGCCUCUGCCGGUCCAGGGUCCCUGUACAACUGGCGCCAAAAUACCACCAUCACACCCACCACAGCCCCAUCUGUGCCUCUGCCGGUCCAGGGUCCCUGUACAACUGGCGCCUCAAAAUACCCACCAUCACCCGCACCACAGCCCCAUCUGUGCCUCUGCCGGGUCCAGGGUCCCUGUACAACUGGCGCCCAAAAUACCCACCAUCACCCCCACCACAGCCCCAUCUGUGCCUCUGCCGGUCCAGGGUCCCUGUACAACUGGCGCCCAAAAUACCACCAUCCCCCCACCACAGCCCCAUCUGUGCCUCUGCCGGUCCAGGGUCCCUGUACAACUGGCGCCCAAAAUACCCACCAUCACCCCACCACAGCCCCAUCUUCAACCCCAACCACACCCUAAACCCACACACCCUUCCCAAAAACCCUUCUACCACAAGGCUAGGCCGAACUACAAGGUAGCAGAUUGGAACAUUGAGGGACACACACCAACACUCAUCAUAGGAGACUCAAAUCUCAACCGGGUCCCACCAUUCAAUAACCCCAACAUCCAGGUAGACAGUUACCCAGGGGCAACAUUCUAUCACUUCAUAAAAGUACUGGAGAAAACCCCCAUACACACAGACACAGCGACGGUUGUUAUCUCGGUGGGCCUGAACAAUAAAGACCAUGACCCAUUCCAAACAUCACUAAAACAGCUGGCAG
Molecule: messenger RNA, 1987 nt
Organism: Oncorhynchus nerka (sockeye salmon)
Lineage: Eukaryota; Metazoa; Chordata; Actinopteri; Salmoniformes; Salmonidae
Exons: 1
Source: RefSeq, a predicted model, not a curated record